This is a messenger RNA of Lobosporangium transversale, 2234 nucleotides long. RefSeq names its product beta-lactamase-like protein. Gene Ontology annotation, cellular component: integrator complex. Bases 29 to 2203 code for a protein of 724 amino acids. The transcript has 9 exons. The record is from RefSeq and is a predicted model, not a curated record. Gene Ontology annotation, biological process: snRNA processing. Lineage: Eukaryota; Fungi; Mortierellomycota; Mortierellomycetes; Mortierellales; Mortierellaceae.
CACAGUUUUCUACAUUUAAAUAGCACACAUGCGUCUGACGUCGCUUUUGCCGGAUGGAGAGCCCAAUUGUCUGAUGCUCAAGCUCAGGCAAAUGCUAAUCCUUCUUGACUGUGGUCUUGGUCAAGAGCAGUUUUACGCAAUGCCUGUGAGAGAGGGUGGACUAACAGAUGAUAACAAAGAUUCUAUACAAUCAGGACAGCCGUUGGGUGCCACUACGGCUGCUAGUGAUUCAGCCCUCAAACGAAAGCAAGCUGGUUCCACCGAAGUAUCAGAUAUUCGGCAAGACUGGGCAUCAUUUCUGAAAGCUUCUAGCACACAGCUCCUUCAAAAAAAAAGGAGACGAGGAUCAACUGUAGACGCAUCUACAGCAGCCUCCUCUACUGCUGGCGCAAUGAUAGGGACUUCAAAUGUCGACACAAAUGAUCCAGGAGUCACGUCAACAAGCAAAUCAUCGCAAAGCUCUGCGACUCGGGAAUACAUGUUUAAGUUACCUGACUUUUCAGGCGUAGAUUUUAAAUCAAUCGAUGUGGUUCUCAUCUCCAACUAUAAUCACAUACUGGCACUUCCUUACUUGACUGAGUUUACGGACUUCCAGGGCAGGAUAUUCGCUACGGAGCCAACUAUUGAAUUCGGGCGACAGCUGAUGACAGAGUUUGUGUCCUUCUUUGGGACGAGUGUCACAUCCAGUCCGCAUGAUUUUAUUGAUAGGAAAAAGCUGGUGGCACGAUCAGGGUCAGGACUCUUUCCAGCGUAUACCCAUUCAGACAUAAAAGCCUGUAUAGACAAGAUUCAGCCAGUCCGCUUUCGUGAACACAUUGCGCUCUAUGGAUCACUCAAGUUGACGGCUCACAGCGCCGGAUAUUGUCUUGGCAGUUCAAAUUGGCUAAUCCAAAUCGGAUCAGAAAACAUUGCCUAUAUUUCAUCAUCAUCAACACAAGUCAAUCUCCAUCCAGAUCUGUUUGAUGGAACACUGCUGGAGAACUCGAGCACUAUCAUUGCAGCCGACCUUUCACCUAAGGGAAGCAUUACUUACGAUAGCGGCGUUAAUGAGGUUUGUGCCAGUAUUGCUCGGACUAUCGCACGCAAGGGCCACGUCCUGAUUCCAUGCACCAUCUCAGGAUUUCUUUUUGAUCUUUUGGAAGAUGUCCAUUUGCAUCUGAACAGGAUGGGACUAAUUCACCAGGUCCAAUAUAGCUUCAUCUCUCCAGUUGCAGAAACCGCAUUGCAGUAUUCCAAUAUUUUGGCAGAAUGGAUGGCUCCUCGUAAACAAGAGAUGGUUUAUCUUCCGGAAGCACCGCUACUUCACGGUAUCCUUUUGGAAAAGGGACCAGCCAAAAAUUAUAAAAGCGUGCACGGCGCAUUUUCGUCCGACUUAAAAUAUCCGUGCGUUGUGUUUGGUGGGCACCCAAGCCUACGGUCAGGGCCUAUGGUUAACCUUUUGCAUAUGUGGGGCAAAAAUUCUAACAACUCGAUUGUAUUUAUUGAGCCGCGAAUCGACGUUCCAUCAAGUUUGGAGCCUUACGAAGGACUUGAGAUUGGUCGAAAUAUUUGUCCCUUAGACAUUCGGCUUACAAUCGAUCAGCUAGUUGAAAUUAUGAAGAAGCACAGGCAUCCAAAACACGUCCUUGUACCAACGCAUGUUACAUCUACGGGGGCUGACGGCAAAGCAGAACUUGCGGACUCUAAAGGCACAACCUCUACAUCAAUUACACAGUGGUCGUCAUACAGAGUAGGAGAAGCCAAGCAGCUUGGAAUGGGGUCUCUUUACGAGACUGUUCUUCUUUCGGAAGAGCUGGCCAAAGGAGUAUAUCCACAGGCUUUCGAUGGAACAUCGCUAGCACCUAUUGCAGGAUCAUUGUCGAUAUAUAAUAACCAGAUGCAACUUGAGCCAGCAUCCUUUGCUGGCCGUCAGAUUUUGGCACUUUAUACCCAGCGACAGCUUCGCGGGGUCAUGAACCUUCAAAGCUUACUAACCGGCCUAACCAAGAUUGGCGUUGUGGACCCGAUUGUAACACAGUCCGGGGAGGAUUUAGAUGAUGAAGCUGUCGAGGCUGGAGAAGAUCCAGAGAUCAAGGUGGAAUUUGAACUGGAGGGUCAACCGGCCAGCAUCAUCAUUCGUGAACAAGAGACAAUUGUGAAUUGCGACGAGAACAUACGUCCUCUUUUACGUGAGCCAAUUCUUAGAUGUUUCCAGUCCUUGUGAUAAUAAACAAUCAAAACAAUUGAAAGUCGCA